Messenger RNA from Galendromus occidentalis (western predatory mite), 589 nucleotides. Its product is annotated as HIG1 domain family member 2A, mitochondrial. Gene Ontology annotation, cellular component: mitochondrion. Gene Ontology annotation, biological process: mitochondrial respirasome assembly. NCBI's taxonomy places the organism in Eukaryota, Metazoa, Arthropoda, Arachnida, Mesostigmata, Phytoseiidae. Bases 158 to 481 code for a protein of 107 amino acids. The transcript is spliced from 3 exons. The record is from RefSeq and is a predicted model, not a curated record.
ACCGGCGGGCGGGGACACUCGGGUGGCCCGAGAUCGGCGCGCUACAGUGCGCGCAAAGCGGAGCGCGAACUUUUUUCAAAAAUUACCCCGAGAGCGCCAAAAUUCAGAAGGUGAUUGAGAAAUCGUCGGAUCACACGUGAAACGAAGGUCAUUCAGAAUGCCAGAAGUUGAUCCAUCGUAUGAGGAGCUCGAAUGGGUGACCGUCAAACACUUGGAUGAACCCCGGGAGAGAUUCGCAGAUGCGAAGAGGAAAUUUCGAGAAAAUCCUUUCCUACCAAUAGGACUACUCGGCACCACGCUGUGUUUGGCAUUCGGUUUACGAGCAAUGAUGCAGGGAAAUCGAGCGCAGUCCCAAUUGAUGAUGCGAGGCCGAGUCCUGGCUCAAGGGGCAACUGUGGCUGCCCUAGUUUUCGGUUUCGUGAUCAAAUCCCAAAAAGACCUGAAGAAGAUGGCCGCCACUGCUGAAAAGAAGAGCGAAUAAUCGUCUGACUUCGUUUCUCAGAUAUCGAGGAUAAUCGAAAAAACUGUUUCCUCCCCACGCUGUCGGUUAUAGAAAAUACGCCGCCUACCAAUAAACUUAAUGUGCUAG